GCGCUUGGAUGAUUUAGUGACUCCAUUCAAGGCUACUUUAGAAUUCAAGAUGAGAAGUAAUGCUGUCAAACAAGAAGUAGAAAAGAAUCAAGAAUUGAUUCGUGCUGUUUUACGUUGUAUUGUAGCCUUGCAUCCCUUGGCUGAUCCUACGAUAGCACCUCGUUUUGAUCAUCUUGAGUUAGAAGUAUCCACAGGUCCAUUGGCUGAAGAAUUCAAAUUGGCUGUGACUGAAGCAGAAAGUCGAGAGAAUAGAGUGGAUUUAAUGGAUCUUUCCCAUCAUUGAUGCGGUGUUUUAAAAAUAUGUAUACGUUGAUCGCGUUUAAAAAAUAAAACAGGUUGUUCCUUUCUUUUGAGAAAACAUGUCGAAUUCCUAUAGUUUAGCUAAUUGUGCCAAAAGAAGAGUGUCUUAUUUCUAUGAUCACGAUGUGGGCAAUUUCAAUUAUGGGCCUGGUCAUUACAUGAAACCCAAGCGUAUGCAUAUGGUUCAUAAUAUGGUAGUCAACUAUGGUCUUUAUAAGAAAUUAGAUAUUGUGAAACCUACUCGCUGUACAGCUUACCAAAUGACUCGUUUUCAUUCUGACGAAUAUGUCAACUUUCUACAGACAGUAACACCUGAUAAUUUAGAAUCACUCGCUAUGCAACAUGGUGGUCUAGAGCAAGGCAUUGCACGAUUCAAUGUAGGAGAAGAUUGUCCUGUCUUUGAAGGUCUAUUUGAAUUCUGUUCUAUUUCUGCUGGUGGUUCAAUUGGUGCUGCUAACAAGCUAUUGAAUGGUGAAGCAGAUAUUGCCAUUAACUGGUCUGGUGGUCUUCAUCAUGCUAAAAAGACAGAAGCUUCUGGUUUUUGUUAUGUGAAUGAUAUCGUGUUGGGUAUCUUGGAAUUGCUGAGAUAUCAUCAGCGCGUAUUGUAUGUCGAUAUUGAUGUUCAUCAUGGUGAUGGUGUGGAAGAAGCCUUCUAUACAACAGAUCGUGUCAUGACGUGUUCAUUCCAUAAGUUUGGUGAAUUCUUUCCAGGCACAGGCGAUAUUAAGGAUACGGGAUUAGGCAAUGGUAAACGAUAUGCAGUCAAUGUGCCCUUAAGAGAUGGUAUUGAUGAUGAGACAUACAAGAGUGUAUUCAAGCCAAUCAUUCAACACGUCAUGGACUGGUAUCGACCUGGUGCUGUUGUACUCCAAUGUGGUGGUGAUUCACUCUCUGGAGAUAGACUGGGUUGCUUUAAUCUGUCAAUGAGGGGCCAUGCUUCUUGUGUUGAAUUCAUCAAGUCAUUCAAUAUUCCUAUGAUGAUGGUGGGUGGUGGUGGCUAUACGAUUCGUAAUGUGGCUAGAACAUGGACAUUUGAGACUGGAUUGGCUGUAGGUGAAGAUUUGACACAAGAAGAAUUGCCAUACAACAAUUACUUUGAGUAUUAUGGACCUGAAUACAAGUUGGAUGUACUAGCGAAUAACAUGACCAACCAUAACACACGCGAGUAUUUAGAUCAUAUUAUUUCAAAAAUCAUUGAUAACCUAAGAAGUUUGCCAUUUGCUCCCUCUGUACAAUCUCAAGAAGUACCAAGGGAUUUCCAUAUGGAUGACUAUAUGGAUGGAGAAGAUAGUGAAGCUGAAGAAACCGAUGUUCGACGCACACAUCGUCACAAGUUAGAAAAGAUGGGUGUCUUGUAAUAAAGUCUUUAUGUUUUCUUUACUGCUUGAACAGAGAUAUUUUCAGAGGCACCCCACAUAUCCACAUAUUCACUCAUGGACAUGGGCAUGUCUGUUUGGGAUGUUUGUAGUGCAAGGUAAAGACAACCAAGACCAAUGCUUGGAAUAGCAUGUGUCAAUGCAAUCUUGGGAGACAAAAGACUAUCCCAUACAUACAUCCAAGCCAGUCGAGCAAUAGCACUCAUUUCAGGAUCCAUGUCUACCUUGUUAUGAAGAGAUCUAAAUGCAUAUCACUUACC
Messenger RNA from Gilbertella persicaria, 1936 nucleotides. RefSeq lists its product as uncharacterized. The record is from RefSeq and is a predicted model, not a curated record. The transcript is spliced from 11 exons. Bases 360 to 1658 code for a protein of 432 amino acids. Lineage: Eukaryota; Fungi; Mucoromycota; Mucoromycetes; Mucorales; Choanephoraceae. Gene Ontology annotation, molecular function: histone deacetylase activity.